AUGGGAACUGAGAAGAAACCAGGCGGUGUGGGCAACGAGAUAAUUGAUAUGUGGGAAGCGAGGAGUAUAACAUGGACUCGAGAUGGGAGUCGUUUCGUUCUGGCUCUUCAAGAUGGAUCGUAUGCUUCUUGUGAUCCAUUGAACGCUUCAACAUGCGAAAGACCGCCGCAGGUUUUUGGGCCGUUCCCCUGUGUGCCGACAAAGAAAGCAUUCUUUGCUGAAACAUCGAGUUCGGAUGAGCGCAUAGUGCUUUUUUCUGGUGGUAUGCCUCAUGCUUCCUAUGGUGACAGAUUUGUUGUUACUGCUCGGCAGGGUGACCGGACUUGUGUUUUCGAUUUUGCAAGUCCAGUCAUAGAUUUUCUGCUUACGACUGGAGGUGAGUUUGGUUACAUAGAUGAUGGUUAUCAUACAUGUGCCCUUGUGCUCACCGAAAACGAGCUUGUUUGUAUUGACUUGACUGAUCGUUACUGGAGGGUAAUACCCACUGAGCAGAUCUUCCCGUUGCAUGCUAGUCAGAUAACCACAUCGACUCAUUGUUCUCACGUUGAAAAACAUGUGUGGUCUAAAUUAAAUAAGCUUUCGGCCGAAGAAAUUCGUCGAAAUCGCAAGUUUUCUACCAACGCUUGGCCUUUGAAUGCGAAAAUUCCAGUAUCGGAUGAGACUCGCGUUGUAAAGGAAGCAACGAAGCGUCAGCUGUAUUUAACUGGACAUGAGAAUGGAACUGUGCGAGUUUGGUCAGCUGGUCACUCUAUAAUGCAGUUGCUUUUUGUUAUCGAUACACGAAUCGAAUUUUUAGGAUUCGUUGAAGAGGGAAACGAAGCGUCUGAUGGCAAAAUCAAUGACUGUGAAACGGAUUCUUCCGAUGAUGAAUAUCAGAUCACGAACGAGUGGCCACCAUUCAAAAAGGUUGGCGAUUAUGAUCCCUUUUGUGACGAUGCAGGUUUGUCCGUCCAGAGAAUUGCAUUUGACGACAAAUCUGGCCAUAUAGUUGUUGGAUGUAGAGGUGGUCAUGUGCUUGUUUACUCACUUGAAGAAGAUGAGAAGGAAUUGACUCCGCAGACAUUGAACGUAGAAUUGUAUGAAUCCUCCAAGUUACCUCCACAAGCUCGAAAUAGUCAUGCAUUACCUGCUCGCGAAAUACCAAAGAAGUACCUCCCAGGAUACCAGCCUUACGCUUUAUCUGUACGGAACAAGAGUGCAUUAGUGCAGUUGCGACCAGCGCUGGCUGUAUCAGCUGUGGCUAGCAUAUCUUCUCGGCAUUUAGUCGCAGCUUCAAAUGAAUAUGGAUUUGCCGUUAUAGAUAUGGAUAAGCAAGCAGUCAUACUUCAGAACAGCUUACUAAAUCAAUCAGUGGAAUCCCCUACAUGGUUCAUUCGUUGCCUUAAAUUCCUUUCUGUUCCAGCAAUGGGCAUAGCAGGGGUAUGUGAUGUGUUUGUGGUGGGAACGAAUGGUGGGAAGCUAGUGAUAUAUACGAUUACAGACCAACCACGAGCUGAGGACGUGUGUAAGUUGCUGAGAACCAUUACUCUACGGCACGGGGCUCCCAUAAUCCAUGUGGACGUUAUAUUGGAACCAGGAACAAGGGCGUCCUCAGCUCGUCUAAUCAUUUUCACAGAGGAGCAGAUCAGAAGUUUCUAUUUGCCAAGCCUCAAACCGUCGCGUUAUAAGGUAAAGCUAACAAGCGUCGAGGGACUACGAAUUCGGAAGGCAUCUAUUGUCACUCUUCAUAAUGUGAAUGAUCUCUCUAAUUGUGAAAGUUUCGCAGCGAUUGUGAAUAAUCAUGGUGAAGUAGCCGUGUAUUCGCUUUCAAACCCUAAAAAGACAGAAAAAUUCUCUGUGUUGAAGAGCACUGAUGUUGCUGGGAUAUCGUCUAUGCUGAUAACACCAUUCGGUGAGUUGCUUUACCUAAGGCAAGGCGGAUCAGAACUACAACGUGCAACCAUAUCGGAACAUUCGCUGCCGUGGACAAUGCCUGGUCAAGGAAGUAAAUGGCCAGAAGAAAUCACCCCAAGUGACGUGACGUAA
Messenger RNA from Ostertagia ostertagi, 2025 nucleotides. The record is from the annotation of a GenBank genome assembly. Lineage: Eukaryota; Metazoa; Nematoda; Chromadorea; Rhabditida; Trichostrongylidae.